AUGAAACCUUCUUAUCCUCACGCCGCCAACAUUGCCUUUGCAGAGUACGCGAAUGGAGGAAGUGCAGCCACACCUCUCGUCCUCCAAAAGCCAUUCUCUCGCGGUUCCGUCUUGAUCAACACCACAGAUCCUUUUGCGGACCCUCUAGUCAACUUUGGGGCGUAUAACAACCCAGUCGACCUCGAAAUCAUGCUCGAUAUAUUCAAGACGUGGCGUAAACUCCUCACUCUCCCUUCAUGGAAAGUCCUAAACCCAAUUGAAUACGAUCCAGGGGUCAACGUUACCACUGACGAUGAUCUCAAAGAAUAUCUAAGGCAAUCUUCCACUCCAACUAUUGCUCAUCCUUGCUGUACGGCCGCCAUGAUGCCAAAGCGCUUCGGAGGAGUCGUGGAUUCGAACUUGAAAGUCUAUGGCGUAAAUGGUCUCAGCGUAGUAGACGCUUCUAUCAUGCCUAUCAUCCCAUCUACCCAUCUCCAGUCUACUGUCUACGCUGUCGCAGAAAAGGCAUCUGGUGAUUCGAAUCAGUCGAUAACGAUUUAUAGAAGUGAACAAGCCUGUAUAGAUAGCGACUUCAAUGAGAAUGCACAAGAUGACCACCUCUAUAAUCAUUUGGAACUUGACCAAUCACGAUACAGCCUCAUACAGUAG
Molecule: messenger RNA, 648 nt
Organism: Acaulospora colombiana
Lineage: Eukaryota; Fungi; Glomeromycota; Glomeromycetes; Diversisporales; Acaulosporaceae
Source: the annotation of a GenBank genome assembly